AAUAGCACCAGGAGUCCCUGAACUUGUCAUGGAUGUGAUGAUUUGGUCCCAAACUUGCAAAAUGCAACUAUUGAGUCACACAACUUGCAGCCAAUGUGCAAGUUUGGUCCCAGCCAAUCAGAGCUCGACAAGUGGAGCCUAGUCAGCACAGCCAUCAGCCCCAGCGCCUUUUGCAUUUACCCCCCUGGACUUUGCACUAAUCAACCCGCACUACAGCUGCCUGGGAUAUUCUGCUGCUCCACUCCACUCCACUCCACUCCACUCACUCAUCUUUCUCUGCUCUCGACCAUCUCCUGCUCCCCAGGUAGUCGCCACCGUCCAGCUAGUCGCCGCCGUCCAGCUCGCCACCGCCGUCCGUCUAGCUCGCCGCCAUGGUGUCUUGGAGUGAAGGAUCCAGCUCUUCGUCCAAAGGGUACUCUAUCACAAGUGAGGCUCCUGCUCCUGCCAUCAUUUUCUGCUCUGAGUGGAGAGGCCUGGCUCCAGAUCUUGCAGCUAGAUGUGAACAUCAGUGUGUCUGUGAGAAGUUAGUUUCCUUUGAAUCAGUUGACAGUGGAAGGAGGUAUCUUGCUUGUGCACAAAAGGAAAUACCUAAAUGCAACUUUGUGGAGUGGAUUGAUCCUGAAUGGCCUGCCACUCUGAAGAUGAGUUUAGCCAGGGUUUGGGGCAUGUAUGAAGAUGGGAACAAGCUAAGGCUCAGGGAAAAUGUAGUUAAUGCUGAAGAGAAUUUUAGGGUUGUGAAAGAGAAGGAACAUAUGGAAAAGGAUCUGAGGUUUUUUAAACUAGAUUUUGCUAAGAUGGUGGCUGACAAGGAGCAGGCAAUUACUGAAUUGGGCAAUGCAAGACUUGUUGUUUCUGACCUGAAGCAAGAGCUUGAGAAGAAGAAGAUGUCUGAUAAAUCUAGCACUACCAUUCAUCAGGUUUUUAGGGCUAAGGCAGAGAAAGAGAGGGAUGAGAUGAAGCAAAAGAUGGACAGCAUGAAGCAAAAGAUGGACAACAUGAAGGAACAGAUGGACAACAUGAAGGAAGAGUUGGACAUAGUUGUGUCACAGAGGGAUGACCUGAAGAAGGAGAAGAAGAAACUUGAGUACAUGAUUGGUGAUUUAUUCAGGCACAAGGAGGAGAACAAGAGCAAGAUAAGGAGGUUGAAGGAGAUCUUAGAUGAAUUUGAGUAAUUAGUUGAA
Molecule: messenger RNA, 1181 nt
Organism: Triticum dicoccoides
Lineage: Eukaryota; Viridiplantae; Streptophyta; Magnoliopsida; Poales; Poaceae
Exons: 3
Coding region: 372-1172 (266 amino acids)
Source: RefSeq, a predicted model, not a curated record